AUGGAGGAUUUCGAUUUAGGCGGCGAUGAUGCCGCGUCGGCCGUGUCAGUGUCCCUCUUCUCAGGAAGUACCUUGGGAGGUGCAGCCACGAGGAAGAAGCGUUUGAGCGAGGCAUCAGCUGCGUCGGCGGCAUCAACGAACUCCGUUACCUCUUCUAAGCGUGGCCGAAAGGAAGUUCAGAAGGAGUGCUUGAUGCCCACGUGUGACGAGCUCAAAAAGCCAGGCUCGAAGUUUUGCAGGCAUCACCAUUGUCAUGCCGACAAUGCGAAGUAUUCGGCGUCAAAGGUGAGUGCAGAACAACAGCAGGCCGUUGUCGAUGGCUUCAAGGAUGAUGCCAAGGCAGUUGAGAUGGUCGAGGAGUGGUCCCAACGAAAUAUUGCCUCGCCGCUCUUCAAGAACGGGGUCUGUGAUUGGAGUGAAUGGAAUGCUCGCUUCGGGCUUCGUGUUUCAAUCAGGGAGGGGGCUAAAACCAAGCCGUAUGAGAAACGGGAAUUCAUCAUUCGCCAGGUGUCCAAAUUCGGCCGCACCGAAGAGCAGGCCAAGGGCUUAUGGAACGAGGCCGAGGCAAGUUCUUGUCGGCGAGAUCAUGGUGGUUUCCAGGGCCAGCUCCGAUUAUGGUUGGCGAAGGAGGAGUAUGAAGACAAGGCGAAAGAGCGCUUUGUCGACGAGUCUGCCUUGGAGGGGACAAACCGUAAGAAGAAGAUGAAGGACAAGGACAGAGAUGCCAUGAGAAUGCAUGUCCAUGAAUUGAACACUGGCUUCGGUCACGAGUUCUUUCAAGGUCAAUCCAGCGUGGCCACUUCCGAGCGGCCGAGCUGGCAAGGUGGCGGUCCUUCGGCCACCUUCGACGAUGAUUCCGAUGCUGAGGAUAGAGUCAGCCAGCCAGGAUCCCCAAACCCUGCAAGCGGAGCCGUGCAGCCGGCGAAGGAGAAGCCGAAGGAGACCAAGAAAGAAGCACCGACAACUUUGGAGGACAGUGACGACGAGGAGGGCUUUCUGAAGGCUGGCAAGUCCUCCAAGAAGAAAGUCCCCUUGCUCAAUGCCAAGACCGCAUUCGUUUCCAAGAUGACAGGCGACCUUUCCUCUAAGACCGCUGAUUUGCAGCGGCAUGUGACAGUGGCCAAGGAUAGGCUCAAUGAGCACACGGUGGCGGUUGGCAAGGCACCUCUUAUCGAGACAGACAAGAUGGCCCGGGACAUGUACAUCAAGCGAGUGCACGUGCACCUCGCGUGCGUGUUGGAGUGGCAGGGGGAGACCGUGCCAGACGAGUACAAGGAAGCGGCAGAGUCCGAAGAAUCCAAGCCCAAGGCCGAUGGGGCAGAGGCCGAAGAAUCCGAGCCCAAGACCGAGCAGACUCCCGAUGGCUUCGUGAAGGAUGCAUCAGGCCUCAUCGCUAUGAAGUCUCCGCAGUUCUUCGCUCCAGAGUCUUUCGAUGGCAUCCAGGACGAGAAAAAAUUGAUGAAGCAGCGGUUGGUGUGGGCACGUAUGUUGGCUUGUUUGGUGGAGCUCACGGCAGGCAUGAAACAUGCAGCGGUUGAGCUUGGCAAGCACAUCAAGGCCGAAGAUGAAAAGAAGGCUGCUCAGACAGUGAAGAAGGAUGCGGAAGAACGUGCCAAGAAGAUCAAAGCGGUGGCUGCGGGCUCGACAAAGACCUUCUUCACUUGUCCUGCAGAUGCCUUCACGACGGUGCCACGACUAUCGGUGAAGAAGGAGCUGGGCAACUCGGUGGACUUUGACAUCCCUUUCAUCGUCGCCGACAGCGACAUCGUGCAGGCGUGGAUGGCUGAGAAGCUCAUGACUGUCGUAACGACUUCCUACGGCAUCCGCUACAGCAAACAGGAUGCUGUCAAGAGCGACGGCAAGCACACCCAACCAUUGAUGCCCACGCAGGGAAAGGAAGUAACGGAGGCCAUGUUUGCUCAAUUGCUGUGCAACUUCAAGGGCAAGAUCGUUGACAUGUCCGAGGUUUCAGCCUCAUGGGGUUCCACGUCGUGGCUGUUUGGCUACUCGAAUGACUUUGAGCAGUGCAACUUCACUCCAAACUCAGCCGGUGCGUUGAAAAUCUUGGUCUUCGGGAGCUUGAGUGUGUACAUGGUCCGGGCAUCCAGCCUUCUUCAGCAGCUUCCCGGCGUCGGGCUGAAGGCUACAAGCACGAAGCAGCUGAUCGAGAUCAUGGAGGCGCUCUCGCCGGACACGUUGAAGAAGAUGACUGAUGCCGGACUUAAGUUUUACCGCUGCCAGCUUGAGAAGUCGGAAGUGAUGUGGGUCCCCACCGGCUGGCUGUUGUUCGAGAAGGUGACCAAGUCAGCCCUCUUGUAUGGCGUGCGCAAGUCAGUCUUCAUGCAGACUCCCAGCUUGAAGGCCGAUUACCAGGCGGUUCGCGACCUCUACCAGGCUAGUGGACACAAUGUGGACAAGAUGACUGCAGUAAGCAAGCUCUUCGAGAAGUAG
Symbiodinium sp. CCMP2456 is the source of this 2451-nucleotide messenger RNA. The record is from the annotation of a GenBank genome assembly. Lineage: Eukaryota; Dinophyceae; Suessiales; Symbiodiniaceae.